AUUCGACAACAGCGUCGAGGGGAGGGAAAAGUCCCAUUUCCUGAGAAACAAAACUGAAAGUAAAGCAGUGUACAGGCUGUUCAGCCACCAGCCAUGGCGGACGAAUAUUCGUAUGCUCUGCUCGUCGAGCUCGAAGAAAACAACCUACCGAGACUUAGAUUAAAGUUAGCUAAAUACUUCGGAAGUAAGAAAAACGGCGGCGACUGUGAAGUUGAGUAUAAUAAUGGCAGCAAGGCAGCGGUGAUACGCUUCCGCCUAGAAGAGGACCGGCAAAAGGUUUUGAAGAAAGAGACCCAUCAGAUCAAUUUAGAGAAAGGUGUGGUGAAGGUGAUUGUUCGAUUGCCAGAUGACCAAACAUCAGAGGGUGCUCCAUCUGAAGAACUCGACCAGAACUCUGAUGAUGCUGGGAUCAACAUACCAUCGAGCACCAAUGAACACAUACCUGCAGUUGAAGUUCAAACAGAGGCAAACGUCGGAGCAGAUGAGACAGUAGAUGAAGAGCAGUGCUCCACUUCGACUGUUUUAGGGAAUGUUCCAGAGAUGUUGGAGACAGAAUACCUGGAGAUGCUGGUCGAGUAUGUAUUGAAGGAUAUUCCUGACCCUACAUCUGCCUUUCCAAUAUUCACUUUGGAAGUCUUUCCUGACCUCGCCUCUGCUGUGGUGACUUUCCAGAGUGGAAAAGAGAACACUGAUUUUGUGACAAGCUGCCCUCAAAACAAGAGGUUUGCAAAGAAAGGACUUUCAGUUCGGCCUCUUGAAGUCACAAAGCAAGUGUUAGUCGAUGACACACAUAGUUUUGGAGUUGAUUUCCUUCACCUUUAUUUCGAGAAUGCAGGUGGAAAUGUGGAAAAUGUUGUGCUUAAUGAAGCAGAACAGUCUGCCACCAUCACCUUUGAAGACCAUAAAGCUGUUCAGAAAAUCAUGAAGAAGAAGCAUCACAUCAAGGGGAAAGAGAUGAGCGUUUUUCCUUUCUAUAACUCUUUGGGAAGAGCCCUCUAUGGGAAAGAUAAGCCUUCUCUUAAACUCCCUGUUGCUGUCUCUGAACCCAUUGCCGAUGCUGUCUGGAGGUACCUAAAUCAUAAUCAGUCUGCAGCAGAGACAAUUCGUAUUCAGUUGGCAAAAAACUUUUGCAACGUAAACCUCGACCACUCUACUGUGUGUUUGAGCCCUCAAACCUCACUGCUACAAGAAAAAUAUGCCAAAGCCAUUGUCAAAGAGUGGAGAGAUACUGUCAAGUCAUCCUUCGCACAAGCUCUGUCGAAAAUCAAAGCCCUAAAGCUUCCGACAGAUUUGAAGGUAUGGGAAGAGUCUGAGGAGACGAUCAGACAAUUGCUACUUAAUGAAGAUCUGGUUGUAGUGCCUGAUAAAGCAACUGGUAUCUUGUCAGUGGUUGGUCUUAUGGUUGAUGUCAACAGACUAGAGCCAACUCUUAGUGAUGUGGUAAACAAGAUUGCCAAAAGAGUGAAGAGGGAGACAUUUAGCGUGACUCAAGAGAUUAAUGUGUCACAGUCGAUUUACCAUAUCCUCUGUCUAACUGGCCUUGAGGACCAGGUGCUACAAGUGUACCCAGAACUCAACAUGUCUUUCAAGAUAGGGAGUCCGCAUUUGAUGGUAACUGGCUUAAGUGAGGAGAUUUUGGCAGCAAGCAAAGUCAUAUAUGACGCAAUGUUUGCCUUAAAGCGACAGAAUUUAAAAGUAGAUAACUUCGUGCUUGACUUGUUCAAAGACGGACAACAAGAGGAACUAACGAAUGAGCUCCUCACAUCCAAUGGAAUCAAUGCAGCAUUUGAGAUGAAUACAAUCAGUGUGCAGCUCCUUGCUGGAUCCGAAAGAGAUCUGAAUGAUGCUGAAGACCAUUUGGGGAGGCUGCUUAUUUCUCAUUCCAUUGAUGUUGAAGACAGUAAUGUCCUUGAAAAGCCAGAGUGGCAGAACCUGGUCAGUCAACUAGAGAAUGCAGACAAUAAGUCAUGCAUGAGAAUUGGAAUCAACUGUACCCCUAAACAAGUGGUGGUGUCUGGCAAAAAGGAUACUGUCGAGAGAGUUAGCAGUGAACUUGAUGACUUCCUAAAGCAGAAUGCUCAAGUUGAAGAAACAGUUGUUGUCAAGCCCAAUGUCAUAGUUGAGUACAUCAAAAAACUCGACACCUCUUGGUUCGAGCAAUUCAAAGACAAGGUGGUGUUGUCUUACAGAAAAGAGGCCAUCUGUCUAAGUGGUUCUAGAGCAAAUGUUGCAGAGUGCAUGACUUUGGUUCAAGACCUGGUCUCUUCUGUGUGCUUUGAAAGUUUACAAGUCCCCAUGCCUGGAGCGAAAAAGUUAUUCAAGGACAAAGAAAAUAUGUUUGUUUACUCCCUUUCAAGUCAAACUGGCUGCCUGGUCCAGCUGGUUGAUGAGACUAGUGUCGGACAGGCCGACCUUGCCCAAAGACAAGUGCCAAAGCCUGUGUUUCAAAUGCAGACCUCUGAUGGAGUAGAAAUAGCUGUUUCCAAGGCAGACAUGUGCAGCUACCCAGUGCACGCAGUUGUAAAUGCUUCUAAUUCGAACUUGAAACACGAAGGAGGUCUUGCAGGAGCACUUCUUAAAGCUGCUGGCCCUCAGUUUCAGAAUGAGUGUGACAAAAUAAUAUCCUUGAAUACACAGCUCAUGCCCGGAGACUGUGUGAUAACUGGUGCAGGGGGGCAGCUUUGCUGCCAAAAAGUAAUCCAUGCAGUGGGCCCCACGUAUGAUAAAGCUAAUCCCCAGAAGCCUUUGGCGCAGUUGAAAAGAGCUGUCAAAGGAAGUUUGGAACUGGCUGAAAAGCAAGGCUGCAUCUCUGUGGCUCUGCCUGCCAUCAGCAGAAACCAAGGCUUUCCUCUCGAUGUGUGUGCGUCCACCAUCGUCAAAGCUGUGAGGGAGUACUGUAACGACAAGUAUGGUGACAACACCUUGAAGAGGAUCCAUUUUGUGAACAAUGACGACAGUACUGUUCAGGCUAUGGUGGCAGCGGUCCAACAAAGGUUUGGAAAUCAUAGUGUCAGUUCUUCUCAACAAACUCUCCCUACCAAAAAAGAUUCUUCCCCUGUGAAACAAGCUGGAUCUGUUGUAUUGGACCCAAACUGCUUUGGACAAGUGCAGACCAAAGAGGGCUUGGACAUCACUCUUACUAAGGGAAAUAUCGAAAAUGCCACGACGGAGGCGACUGUGAACACUGUGUUUGAAGAUCUUUCACUGAACAAAGGGGCAGUUUCAAAUGCCAUCUUUGGUGUGGCUGGACCACAACUUCAAGUAUUGGUAAAUGCAAUAACCAAGAAUGGAACAUUCGGAGAGGUCAUUAUUACCGAUGGCUGCCAGCUGAAGAGCAAAAAGGUCUUUCAUGCUGUUACUCCUCCUUGGGGCAAUGGAGCUGAUAAGACCUUGAGCGUCAUUUUCACGGAGUGCUUGGCCAAGGCUGAGGAGAUGGGUCUGACCUCCAUAUCCUUCCCCGCCAUUGGCACUGGAAAACUGGGUUUCCCAAAGGACCUUGUAGCCUCAACCUUGUUGGACACAAUCGACCAAUUUAGCAGUAAGAAACAACCUAAGCACCUGAAGAAGGUCAUGAUCAUCCUUUACCCACUAGAUGCAGAGACUAUCAAGGCUUUUAGCGAUGAAUUCGCCAAGAAGUUCCCCAGUGCAACAGGAGGUCUGGUGCCAACGAAUUCCCCACAAAGUACAGGUCCCUUCUCAAAAGUUGUCUCGAGCUCCGGAAUGUACGAGACUAAAAUGGGAAAUGUGGUUGUACAGGCUGUCACGGGAGACAUCACCAAGGAGACCACUGAUGUCAUUGUCAACUCCUCAAAUGACAAUUUCUCUCUUAAGUCCGGAGUAUCAAAGUCAAUUUUGGAUGCAGCUGGUCAGGCUGUUGAAGCAGAAUGCCAAGAUCUUGGUGCCAAGCCCAACACAGGCAUGAUAAUAACCCAGCCAGGGAACCUCAAGAGUAAGAAAAUCCUCCACCUGGUUGGAAAGACGGACCCAGUUACAAUCAACAAGGUUGUGAAAGAUGCGCUCCAAAUGUGUGUGACAGGCUCAUACACUUCUGUCUCAUUCCCUGCCAUUGGCACAGGUCAAGGCAAUGUAAAGGGAAGGCAGGUGGCGGAUGCCAUGUUGGAUGCGGUCAUUGAGGUGUUAAGCCAAAACACUAAUGGCCCCCUGAAGACAGUCCGGAUAGUUAUUUUCCAGCCAGCCAUGCUGAAAGAGUUCUACAACAGUAUGCACCAUAGAGCAGCCACUGAACCGAAAGACAAAAGUUGGUUGUCCAAAAUCAAAUCAUUUUUUAUUUCUGGAAGUGAUGACAAGCCACAGAAAGAAGAGGAUUUUGUCAUUGAGUCAGUGAAAGUGGACCCUGUUUCCUUCCACAUCUGCGGCGAGUCCCAGGCUAAAGUAGACUCGGCCAAACAGAUUAUCAAAGACCUGAUAUCCAAAGAACAAGAAAACGUUUGCAUUAAGGACAGCGCAAUCCUUAGUCUCUCCAUAGCAGACCGCCAGCACAUUGUUGUCAUCCAAAAGACCAGGGGCGUGUCGAUAAGGUUUGAUGGCCAGCAGGCCCAAGCCUCGCUCACCAUCGAGGGGUUGAGCAAGGACGUGCUCAAAGCCAACCAUGAGAUCAAUGAGAUGCUGAAGUCCGCGAGAAACGAGGAGGAGCUGAAGAAUAAUUUGGAGCUGGUAGCGGCAGUGGCAGACUGGCAGUUCCAGCAGCCAGGGCUUCAGUUUCAAAGCUUUGAAUCAAUGGACAACUUCAAACUUGAGCAAGCAAUGACCAAGAAGCAGCUAAAUGUGAAAGUUAAAGCGCAGGGUCAAGAGUACACAGUCACCAUGCCAAAAGGACCGGCUACUGAUAACCGGGGAAGCACCCUCCAGAUAAAGCGAAUUGACAAACUCAAAGGAGAGGACGACAUUCCUGCGGGCUGGGAUGCAAUGCCAGCCGGCUCCUCCAGUCUGGCCGUCCCCAUUGUUGCGGGGAGCCCAGAGCACGCUGAAGUCCUCAAUCUGUUCCAGGCCACAUGCCCACGGAACAUUGUUAAGAUUGAGAGGAUCCAGAACCCUGGGCUGUGGAAGAGCCUGCAGAUCCAGAAGCGUGUGAUGGAGCAGAGAAACAACCAUCAGAAUAACGAGAGACGCCUCUUCCACGGCACCUGUGAGGACACCGCGGCCUACAUCAACGAACACGGCUUCAACAGGAGCUACGCAGGAAAGAACGCUGCUUGUUAUGGCAAUGGCACAUACUUUGCUGUCAAUGCUAACUACUCUGCCACGGACACCUACUCCAAGCCGAAUGCAAACGGGGAGAAACGCAUGUACCUGUGUCGAGUUCUGACGGGGGAUUUCACUCUCGGAAAGCAAGGCAUGAUAGUCACACCGGCCAAAAGCGGCACCGUGUCCCUUCAGAAGUACGACAGUGUGGUGGACAAAAUGGCCAACCCCAACAUGUUCGUCAUCUUCCACGACACCCAGGCUUACCCUGAAUAUAUGAUCACAUUCAAGUGACACGGCCAUGUAGAGGACUAUCUUACAUCUAACACUGCCUUACAGCUACUACUGUUUAUUAUGAAUCAUCAGCUGAUUCAAUUUUUUUUUCAAGAUAAUACAAUUUACAAGCAACCUGUAUUCAUCAGAAGGGUCGGUUAUGGAGAUAUGCAUAACCAGAUAUAUACAGUGCCUUAAACAUGCCUUAAACAUACUAUAGAAUAAUUUUGUAAGAAGAAAUCAAAAUGUUAAAAGAAAAUGAAAGGCUAUCUUUUAGCUAGCUAGCUUUGUUUGCCUAUAUAAUAUGUUCUUUGAUGAUGUUACACUGUUUAUUUGUUAUGGCAGGCUGCUGGAAAGCACCCUCUCAGUUCCAGUAAAUCAUGGGACAGCCAGAGUUUAUCUAAGUAUGUGAAUGUGAAUCAGUUUUCACUUUCGGUUUUGAGAGGGAAAGGUCGAACUGCUCUCAAAGUAAGCCUGUACAAAUAAAAAGUUAAUACAUAUUC
Molecule: messenger RNA, 5978 nt
Organism: Notothenia coriiceps (black rockcod)
Lineage: Eukaryota; Metazoa; Chordata; Actinopteri; Perciformes; Nototheniidae
Gene: parp14rs1
Product: poly(ADP-ribose) polymerase family member 14-related sequence 1
Exons: 17
Coding region: 94-5496 (1800 amino acids)
Biological process (GO): negative regulation of gene expression; protein poly-ADP-ribosylation
Cellular component (GO): nucleus; cytoplasm
Molecular function (GO): NAD+ poly-ADP-ribosyltransferase activity; transcription corepressor activity
Source: RefSeq, a predicted model, not a curated record